Bombus terrestris (buff-tailed bumblebee) is the source of this 3804-nucleotide messenger RNA. RefSeq names its product exportin-6-B (gene ebo). Gene Ontology annotation, molecular function: nuclear export signal receptor activity; small GTPase binding. The record is from RefSeq and is a predicted model, not a curated record. The transcript is spliced from 16 exons. Lineage: Eukaryota; Metazoa; Arthropoda; Insecta; Hymenoptera; Apidae. Bases 234 to 3332 code for a protein of 1032 amino acids. Gene Ontology annotation, biological process: protein export from nucleus.
UCUAGUAAUGGUAUAUGAUGGCUUCUAUUCGUACACACAUAUGCCAGAAAUAUAAGUAUACUAAAUGUAUUCAUGUGGUAUCUAAGUACUUACAUGCAGGAAUCGAGAGAUCGAGUAUUUAAUUACUUUGUUGGUUCAAACAUGACGUUUGACAAGUAAGAGCCUAACCUUGUGUGAUUUGUGUAUUUAUAUACGGCAUUUAUAGCAAUACACGCUCUUUGACUGUAGCUAUCAUGGACAAUGAUGCAGUUGCUCUUCAGAAUUUGGAGCAUCUGAUGACUGAAUUUUUCUCUCCAGAAACAACAAAUGAACGAAAACGUAUAAUUGAAAGAAGUUUCCAGGAAUUUGCAGGACAAAUUGAUUCCUGGAGACCUUGUUUACAUUUCUUAUCUUCUACUAACAAUCAUUAUGUCAGUAUGUUUGCUUUAUCUACAUUAGAGACGACAAUUGGGAGAAGAUGGCCAAUACUGCCAUGGGAAGACAGAGCUCUCACAAGAUCAACUUUAUAUACAUUAUCAUUAGAAAGAGGUGUAGCUCCUUUUGUAAGAAACAAAGUAGUCAAACUUGUUGUAGAUAUUGCUAGGCAUGAUUGGCCACAUUUCUAUCCAGAUUUUUAUUCAAAUAUCUUACAGUUAUUAAGUCACAAGCAUACAAGACUGUUGGGUCUCAUUUAUUUGCGAACAGCUUCGGAGGAACUAGCCACUCCAAGAGAAGAUUUACCAAUACAAAGGAAAAAUGAGUUAUUUAGAUUUCUUAGUGCUCAAGUACCAUUGACUUUGGAUUCUCUUACAGUACUUCUAAAAGAAGCAACAAAAUUGCAAAGUCGUUCUGGAACAGUUACACCACCUCCAUCACCCACUAGCGGUCAAACAGUAGCACCUGCAAGAGCUAUUCUAGAUGUAGAAGGGCUAGCCACAGGAACUAGUGAAGUGUGUAUAGCAACAUUGGAUGUGUUAGCACAUCUCUUUAGUUGGAUUGAAUUAUCAGAACAUAUCUCUACAAAUUUACUGGAUGCUAUCUUUACCUGUGCCAGGUAUCACGAUUCAAUGAACGGCAAACAGAUUGAAAUGGCCGUACAAGCUGUGACUACGAUAAAUGAACUUUUAUAUCGACCGCUAUGUUCUCCCGACGUAACCGAUAGAUUAUUAGUAGAAAUAUUUCAAAAUGGAGUCACAUUAUUUCAAUUUUUGGAACGUUUGGAUUCUAUAAACGAAAGUUAUAUGGAAAAGCUGACAGAGUUCUUACAAUUAUUUGUAACAAAUCAUUUGAAGAGAGUUGAAUCGUGUCCAAAAUUUCCAGUAAAUACGUUAUUAGAAGUCUUGUGCCAUCAUACCUUUCAGCAAUGCUCAACAGUAAAUGGAUAUCUACGAUGCUUAGAUGUUUGGACUACACUUUUAGAAAGUACUCAGUCUCGGUACUCACCAGUAUCAUUAGCUCUUGCUGAGAGAGUAUUGCAAAAAAUGAGUUUUAAGCUCAAUACCCGCACAUUGAAAGAUCUUGAUACAGAAAGCUUAGACGAAAAUGAAGAAACAGAGUGGCAGCAUUUCUUAAGAUGUAAUAUAGAGUGUUUAGCGAAAAUAGCAGAUAUUUCUCCGAUUCCGAUCUUUACAUUAUUGUAUCGUUCUUGGAGGGAAGGAUUAAUAAUGUUUGGAGAAUUAGGUGCUGUUAUUGCUAACAAUCAAGUUAUUUUGUUAAACGAAUCAGAAGCAUCAAAUGUACACGCGCAUUUACGAGAUUUAGCUUCUACUACUCAAGCGUUAGCUAGAUUGUAUUCACUUUUCCUCGGCGAUGAUCAGAGCAUUGACCAGUCAUUAGCUGAAGAAGUAGUAUCUCAAACAUUAGAUGCCUGUAAAUUUGCCAAGACAAACCAAUUGUACAAAGCAUCAUUGCAACCAGCUGCAAUUGUAAUAGAUCUUAUAGAAGUUCAUUCACAGUUGUUAGCAUCACUCCAAGCUUGGUGCCAUUGGAUAGCCAACAGGCCAGAAAAGACAAAAGAAUCACUAUGUCAACGAUGUAUUGAUUCAUGCAUUUUAGCAUUAGAUUAUACAACAUUCUGUGACAAUCCACCACCAGCGAAUUUAACUCAUUCCGCCACACAUCUUUUCCAAAGUAUCACUGCUAUGUUGAAACCUGUUUUAUGGGAUGAACCCACGUUUAGAAACUUAAUUUCAAUGGUAACAUAUCCAUUCCUUAAACCUGAUACAAUAAAAGUACUACGAAGGGCAUUAGUAAAUGCAAUUGUCUUACCACAUGGUGAUGGAUCUAUUAGAGAAAGAUUGUUGGGCACGAUGGUAUCGACAUUAUCUACACCUCUCGGUUUAGAAGGACAACCUGUACCUUCGGAAUCUACCAUUUCAAUGACAGUAGUGCCAUUAACUCAAUUACUAGAAGACUGUUCUGCCUCAUCCACAACGAUAAAAAAAAUGUUACAUUCGUGUUUGGGAUCAACUAUAAAUCGAACAUUAGAAUUAUUGCCAUAUAUGAUAAGAUGUCAAAGCGUAUGUGAGAUUCUGCUUAGUUUCUUGCAUUCAGUGUUUUCAGUACUACAACAGCAACUAGGCCCUGAGUUUACUCAAAAUGCAGUUCAAGGAAUGCUACACAUUUAUACUAGAGAAAAUAUAUCCGCGGGACCUGCAUUAGAUCAAUUAUUAGAAAUCUUAAUAUUGGUCGUAUCAGCACCUAGUAAUGCAUUUAAAGCAUUUGUUCCUUCAGUGACUAAUCUAUGUUUAGGUCAAGUCUGGCCUGCUGUUGGGAAUGAUCUUAGUGCAUAUCCAGAUACUACACUUGUGUUAUUAAAACUUUUCCACAGUAUACUUAUGCAUCGAUGGCAAUAUUUUUAUAAUACUUCUAUACUACGCACUCUCGGUCAUACUGAUGAAGACGAAUCCGUCGAACACAAGGAAGAAUUAGUUGCAAUUUUAGAAGCUUUCGGCCAAGCUCUUCUUCAGCCGGAUGUUAACAUAUUUCGUCAAAGUCUACAAAGUCUAGAACAGUUAAAUGUACGGUGGCGACUUUAUCAACGAGCUGUGUUCAAAGUUCACUUACUCGAGAGAUUUCUAAUGGCGUUAUUCACUGUUCUAUUUCAACAAUCCCAUAAUUUAUUGGCGGAUGAGAUUGCAACUGCUAUUCAUAGUUUAGCUUCAGUUAAUAUAGCAUGGUUUUUCGGACAUUUUUUGCCAACAUUCUUGGCAGGUUGUGAAGGUGUAGAUGAUAUGCAAAAAGCUACAUUAUUAGGAAACUUUGACAAGUCUACGGAUCAACCGACUUUGACGAGAUCGGUGCUGCAGUUAAUUUCUGAUUUACGGUGUUAUCAAUUUUGUCGACCCGGCUGAAGCAGUUGCAUUUCAAUGCGAAGAUGCAUUACGAUGACAUAUUCAAUACAAGUUUCAAAACUUCACUAAUGAAAUUUAAAAAAAGCAACAUUUUAAAUAAAUUUCCGUGCCUCGUGGCAUAUACCAAACAUUUUAAAAGCAUAACAUAUAAAGAGACGAAUGUUUCUUAAUGUUACAAUUCUGUAUCACCUUGCAAUCAUUGCCGUAUCAUCUUGUGAUGUUACUAACAUUAUUAUAAUGUUAGGAUAAAACACUCUUUUCUAAAUAUUUAAGUGUUGCGUUUAUACUUUUUAAUUCAAUCUAUUUCAUGAAGUUUUAUUGAAGUAACAUACUCCCGUUAGAGAACUGAAUAUACGCAAGAGAAUUUUUAUUACAGAUUUAAAAAAAAACAUUGUAUAUUAGUGUCAAACUAGCAUUGUAAUUAUUUUGUAACAUGUAUGAACGUUAAACUCAAUUCCAAUUUUUUGUGAUA